This is a messenger RNA of Synchiropus splendidus (mandarinfish), 3579 nucleotides long. It is a transcript of the gene tmtc1, whose product is annotated as transmembrane O-mannosyltransferase targeting cadherins 1. The record is from RefSeq and is a predicted model, not a curated record. Lineage: Eukaryota; Metazoa; Chordata; Actinopteri; Syngnathiformes; Callionymidae. The transcript is spliced from 19 exons. Gene Ontology annotation, molecular function: protein binding; mannosyltransferase activity. The coding region runs from base 101 to 2707 and encodes 868 amino acids. Gene Ontology annotation, biological process: protein O-linked glycosylation via mannose.
GCCGCUACCUGCCAGCCGGAAUGGACGAGCCUGUCAGCGCUGCCCUCUUCUUCUUCUUCUCCCUCUGCCCCGCGGAGCCUCUGGGCAAGCCUGGACCGACAUGACAGCGCCGACUCGGGAGAGGAAAACCCGCCGCCAGCCGCGGGUGACGGUGCCGCCGGAGACGGUGUGGGCUGCGGGUCGGUACGCCGUGCUGAGCGUCCUGUGCGCGCUGUGCUACGGCAACUCUCUCCGCGGGGAGUUGGUGCACGACGAUGUGUGGGCGAUCAUCAACAACCCGGACGUCCGACCGGGCUCCAGCCUCAGGAACAUAUUCACCAACGACUUCUGGGGGAAGAAGAUGUCGGAUAACACGAGCCACAAGUCCUACAGACCGCUGUGCAUCCUCACCUUUAAGUUGAACAUCCUGCUGGGCGGCAUGGUGCCUUUGUAUUUCCACGUGGUCAACCUGUGUUUGCACUGCGGCGUGACCUGCCUGCUCAUGCACACGUGUGAACGCUGUGUGUUCACUGAAUCACGACUGGCCUUUGUCACCGCGCUCCUCUUCGCUGUGCACCCGGUCCACACGGAGGCUGUGUCUGGAAUUGUGGGCAGAGCUGAUGUUUUGGCCUGUCUGCUGUUUUUGCUGACAUUCCUCUCCUAUAUUAGGAGUGUAGGCGCUUGUGCCUCUGAGGAUUCUCUUCCUCCCACAGUCUCUGCAGCGUCUCUACUAAUCAGUUUGUUUCUGGGCACGUGCGCGAUGCUGGUGAAGGAGACCGGAGUCACCGUGUUUGGAGUGUGUGUGCUGUACGACGCGCUGGUGCUCUGCCGCAAACCUCUCAUCUAUCAUCUGUCUGGAUCCAAACUCCGCCACCUUCUCCACAUCUGCAGCCCCUUCAUCAAACGCGCCAGCGUCAUCUCUGUAUAUGUCUUCAUCAUCAUGUCUGUCCGGCUGCAUCUGAUGGGAGGAUCAAUGCCGCUCUUCUCUGAGCAGGAUAAUCCCGCCUCCUUCUCACCACACCUUCUCACCAGGGUUCUGACCUACUCCUACCUGCUGACCUUCAACGCCUGGCUGCUGCUGGCCCCUGUUGUGCUCUGCUACGACUGGCAGGUGGGCAGCAUUCCCCUGGUGGAGUCGCUGGGAGACGUGAGGAACCUGGCUACUGUGCUUCUGCUGCUGGUGAUGAUGGUGUUCUGCCUGCACUGCCUCCUCUCACUGCAGAGGCAGGAGAGCCGGGAGGUUUUGGUGGGUUUGCUUUUCCUGGUCUUUCCCUUCAUCCCAGCCAGCAACCUUUUCUUCCGAGUUGGUUUUGUCGUGGCAGAGCGAGUCCUCUACAUGCCCAGUAUGGGUUACUGUAUCUUGGUGGCUCAUGGGCUGGGCCGCCUGUGCUCCAUGGUGGGUCGCUGGGGGACCACCAUCCUCAGUGUCUCUAUGCUGCUGCUGAUCCUGCUCUUCUCCUGGAAGACUGUCCAGCAGAACCAGGUCUGGCUCUCCAGGGAGGCCCUCUUCAGCUCUGGUAUCCAGACGCUGCCUCACAACGCCAAAGUCCACUACAACUAUGCCAACUUCCUGAAGGACAGCGGUCGGCACCAAGAGGCCAUCCGCCACUACACCACUGCCCUGAGUUUGUACCCUCGACAUGCCAGUGCCAUGAACAACCUUGGCACGUUGACCCACAGCGCUGAGGUGGCUGAGCGAUACUACAGGAAGGCCCUGGACACCAACCCGCAACAUAACCGGGCUCUGUUCAACCUGGGGAACUUGCUGAAGUCCCAAGGGAAGGAGAAAGAAGCUGAGGAUCUUCUGAAGGAAUCCCUUCGACAUGGUCCUCAUUUUGCUGAUGCCUACUCCAGUCUGGCAUCACUCUAUGCAGAGCAGAGACGUUUUGCAGAGGCCAAUGAGGUCUACGUAAAAGGUAUCGAGAACUGCCCGGACAGCUCUGACCUGCAUAAUAACUAUGGAGUCUUCCUGGUUGACACUGGACAGGGAGAGUUGGCGGCUGAACACUACCAACAAGCAGUGCGACUAAAGCCAGCUCACUAUGUUGCCAUGGUGAACUUGGGUCGCCUGCUCCGCUCUUCGAACGAAAACAAAGAAGCAGAGUCUUGGUACAAAAGGGCUCUUCAGGUAACCAGGAAAGCGGACAUCCUGACGCCGCUCGGGGCUUUGUACUACAACACUGGCCGCUACGAAGAGGCUCUUCAGGUUUACAGAGAAGCUGCCAGCAUGCAGCCAGAAAGCACUGAUACCUGGCUGGCCCUGGCUCAGGUUCUGGCGAUGGCUGGCCGCAGCAAAGAGGCGGCGAAGAUGACGCUGGGGAUCAUCUCCAGAGAAGACGGCUGUAUUGAAUGUUAUCGCCUCCUCUCUGCCAUCUACAGCAAGCAGGGGAACUACUCAGAGGCUCUCGAAGCUCUGGACCGGGCCCUGCAGCAGAAUCCCAGUGACCUGACGGUGCGAGCUGAGCUGCAUUUCUCUAAAGGAAACCAGCUUCGUGAGAUGAACCAGCUUGACCGAGCCUUUGAGAGCUACAAGCUAGCUGUGGAGCUGAAACCAGACCAGUCCCAGGCCUGGAUGAACAUGGGAGGGAUCCAACACAUCAAGGGAGACUACGCAGCUGCCAGGAUGUACUACCAGCGAGCUCUGCACCUCAGUCCCGGUUCUAAACUGCUGCGGGAGAACCUGGCCAAACUGGACCGACUGGAGAGGAAACUGACAGGGACACCGUAGAGCACCUGCCUGACUGUCCUAGAGACAGAGCACCACAGUCGGGUCCUCGCUGGGCCAAAGAUCAGCGGCUAUGUAGCUGGAUGGGACGUGCACUUAGGCCAGCACCAGAGCCGGAGGACCUCACGUCGGGCUUGGAGUCGAGUGGAGCUCAAGAAGACUCCAGAGAUGCUCCACGGUCUUAAAUCUGCUGCUCUUUUGAGUUGGAUCAUUUCAUGGCACUUAUUCUGGGAUUCAACCCCUGAACCUGGAGAUAAAGAAUUAUUUUGUUGUUAAGUGAGGAAGGGGACAAAGACGAAGAAACAGCAUGAAUGUGAAACCUAUCAGAGCUCUAUAAUGCACUCACAUGUACACACUUACACGCCGGCUCAUACAUGUUCGUAUUUCUAUCCUUGUGGGGACAUUGUGAGGUUUCUCAUUGCCAUAAUGCUUUCCCCAGCCUCUCGCCCUAAACCUAACCAUCCAAAACACAUGGCUCACCUUAUCCAGGACUCUGAACCAAACUGAAACCUAAUUAUAAUGACCCAGUUAUUUUCAUUUCUUCAACCUCAAAUUGAGGCUUAACCUUGUGUGGUCCAGCCAAAUGUCCCCAAAAUUCAUAUGGUCCUCACAAGGAUAGUGUCAACAAGCCCACAGACACACACACACACACAUCGUCCUAAAACAGGAGAUUUGACCAAAAGCUGGGUGUGCUGGCUCAAAGAUUUAUUCUGCUGUUAUUGAUUAUGAUGAAGUUUCAUGUGAAGCUCUGAUGACGUCGUCACCUCUGAAGCAGAAUGACUGUGUACGCUCCUGACUCAAGAUUGUCGUUUGUCCACCUGGAUCGUGUUGUGAUUGUGUUGUGGAAAAGGAUGGGGGGUGAAAAAGGCGACGAU